AUGCAGUCCUACCUGCAGUAUCGACGAUUGGGAAAUGUUGUUCGCUCGCAGCUGGAAAACGCUUCGCCCGUGAAAGAGGCCUCCACUCCAGCCGAUUCAGAGACAGGCCCAGUGGCAAAUCCAGAUCGAAUCAAUCAUGAAUCUGCACCGGGUCAGAUCCCUUUAGCACGACGUGCUUCUUGGGGUUCGAGCAGAACUGCCUUAGCCUACUCCAUCGCUGGGAUCGAUGUGAAGAAGCAAUCCGAAUCUACCGAUCAGCCUGCUCAUCUCUUCAUUUUUGGCUGGGAUGGUCCACAUGAUCCUGAAAACCCGCUGAACUACAGCUUUGCGUCACGGUUGACAGCGACGCUGCUGGUCUCGGCGCUGGGAUUUAUUGUUGGCGCGGCAUCGUCCAUCAACUCGGGCGUUUUGACUCAAAAUAUAGAGGCCUUCCAUGUUAGUGAAGUCGUGGGUUCCCUAGUGACUGGUCUUUAUCUUCUCGGCUUCGCAGCGGGCUCUCUGGUUAGUGGACCGCUCUCGGAGAUUCUUGGUCGAAAUGCCGUGUACGCGGGGUCUUUGACCCUGUUCAUGAUCUUCAUCAUGGGUUCCGCUCUAGCGCCUAAUAUCGGCGCCCAACUCGCCUUCCGAUUCCUGGCAGGCACAAUGUAUUUCCCUUUGUACGCUGUGCUCUCCUUCGGUGGCCCCGUGCUUGGUCCAGUCAUUGCUUCAUACAUGGGACAGACGGGCGUUUUGUCCUGGCGCUGGACAGCUUGGAUCAUUCUCGUCGCAUCCGGUGCUAUAUUUGUUCUGAUCAUUCUCUUCCAACCGGAAACAUACUCCCCACUUCUCCUGAAAUGGAAGGGCAAGCAACUGUGCAAGAUAACGGGAGACCCCCGUUUCCGCUCUGAAAUGGAUAUGGAGAAAAUCGCGCUGUUUAGCCGUAUUGGUGGUGCCAUGGAGCGCCAGUUCCUGAUCACCAUCCACGAACCCAUCAUCCUGCUUAUCUCUCUGUACAUGACUGUGCUUUAUAUUGUGCUGUUCACCUUCUUCGACGGGUACACCUAUAUUUUCUCCGAAAUGCAUGGCUUGUCCCAAGGACUGACCAACAUCGUCUGGGGGGCCAUGUACAUUGGAAUCUUGUUGUCUGGACUUCUGCUCCCGGUCAUCUACAGAGGUACCAAGGAGGAGUUCACGCGGGCUGCCGAAGUUGUGAAUGGCUCCGAUCCAACCGUCGAUCCCCGGGCUCUUGACGGUGUGCAUACCCAGCCCGAGAUCCGACUCUGGUUCGCCAUGGUCGGCGCUCCAUUUAUCCCUAUUAGUUUGUUUUGGAUGGGCUGGACUGAUUUCCCAUCUAUCUCAGUCUGGUCCCCUAUCAUUGCAACGUCCGCCUUCGGUUUCGGUACUAUCUGCGUUUUCAUCAGUUCUUACAUGUACGUGAUCGACUCGUACGGUAUCUACGCGGCUUCAGCGCUGGGCUUUAUGACUGUUUCGCGCUAUUGUGCUGCCGGAGGAAUGACUAUCGUCGGAAUACCAUUUUAUAAGAAUAUGGGUGUUCACUGGACACUCACCAUUCUCGGCUGCAUUAGCGCUCUCAUGGUUCCGGUGCCAUAUGUGUUCUACAAAUUUGGACCUGUCAUUCGCCGGUGGAGUCGUUAUGCCAUGACUGAGGAUGUCAAGGUCUGA
Messenger RNA from Penicillium maclennaniae, 1662 nucleotides. RefSeq lists its product as uncharacterized. NCBI's taxonomy places the organism in Eukaryota, Fungi, Ascomycota, Eurotiomycetes, Eurotiales, Aspergillaceae. Gene Ontology annotation, biological process: transmembrane transport. The record is from RefSeq and is a predicted model, not a curated record. The transcript has 4 exons. Gene Ontology annotation, molecular function: transmembrane transporter activity. The coding region runs from base 1 to 1662 and encodes 553 amino acids.